Molecule: messenger RNA, 3511 nt
Organism: Neoarius graeffei (lesser salmon catfish)
Lineage: Eukaryota; Metazoa; Chordata; Actinopteri; Siluriformes; Ariidae
Gene: rgl3a
Product: ral guanine nucleotide dissociation stimulator-like 3a
Exons: 18
Coding region: 415-2580 (721 amino acids)
Biological process (GO): Ras protein signal transduction; positive regulation of GTPase activity
Cellular component (GO): plasma membrane
Molecular function (GO): guanyl-nucleotide exchange factor activity
Source: RefSeq, a predicted model, not a curated record
AAAUGCAAGUGCGAGCGCGCGCGCGCCCGUGUGAAAUUCAGGAGAGUUCUGAGGUUCCGCAGCUCCGCGUAAACAAACUCUCUAUCCGCCAUUCAUCUGUAAUUUCCUGAGGAGAAACCCGGCCCGGGUUGAUUUAGUUUUGUGUGCGGAGUGUAAACUCUCUAUCCGCCAUUCAUCUGUAAUUUCCUGAGGAGAAACCCGGCCCGGGUUGAUUUAGUUUUGUGUGCGGAGUGUAAACUCUCCUCAGAAACAGCUAUCCGGCAUUUUAUCUUUAAUUUCCUGAGGAGAAACCCGUCCCGGUUUGACGGAGCUUUGUGUGCCGACUGAGCGGAGGAUUCGCAGAGCCGAUGGCCGCCUUUUAAUCUCCUUCAUCACCGCUGCUCGAGUCACUUCUGACUGGAAAGCGAUGGGAAAAUGGCAGCUAACUCUGAAGGCGCGCGAGGGAUGGGAUUCAAGUCCAUAAGAGUCGAAUCUCGAAAUAACCCAGUGCAGGAAUGGGGGGAGGAGGUGGAGGAUGGUGUGGUGUACAGUGUGACCCUCCACAGGGAGCCGGUGUGUCCCUCACCCUCAGAUUUGGUGGGCGUGGCCGGUGUUCAGUACCGUACGCUGAAGGUGCGCAGGGUGAAGGCAGCCAUGUUGGAGCACCUCAUCUCCGAGCUGGUGAAGCCUGAGUGUGAGGAACCCGACUAUGCCAGAAUCUUCCUCUCCACCUACAGAGCCUUCACCUGCACCAACACACUCAUUGAGAUGCUGUUUCAAAGGGAAGACAAAAUCAUCAACUUAGACAAUAGUGUAUGUGUGAGGAGUUCUCUCCCAGCGUUGGUGAAGUUGUGGUUGGAGGAGUUCUCUGAGGACCUGAAAGACUCUCCUCUCCAUUCCUCACUCCGUCUGCUCUCGCUCCAUCUGCGCCAUCGCCUGUGUUUCAGACGCCUUGCUCAGCACGCCGGCACACUCUUACACGCCUUUCAGGAGGAAGACAGGUUUACUGCGAACAGGUCAAACAUCACUGACGUUUCUGGAGAAGAAACGGGUAGUGUCCUGAGCUGCUCCGCCCGGGACAUCGCUGAGGAGCUCACCAGAUUGGAUGCUGCCCUGUUUGUGCGUGUGGUUCCGUUCCACUGUCUCGGCUGUGUUUGGUCUCAGAGGGAUAAGAAGGAGAACCGGAGCUUAGCACCCAGCGUGAGAGCCACCAUCACCCAGUUUAACUCUGUCACUAGCCUGGUCAUCACCUCGCUGCUCUGUCCGCCCGCAACUCCCAAUUCUGCCUCCAGCUCUCUACAGUCACCCAGAUCACCCAGACUACACCCUGGCUGGCACCACACAAGCCCUGCCCACCGUGCUCGCAUCAUUGAGAAGUGGGUUUCUGUGGCUCAGGAGUGUCAUCAGCUGAGGAACUUCUCAUCUUUGCGUGCGAUUCUCUCGGCUCUACAGUCCAACGCUGUGUAUCGCCUCAAAAAGACUUGGGCUGCAGUCAGCAAAGCGAGUCUGGGCAACUUUGAUCAGCUUUGUGAGAGCUUCCCUGAUGAAAACUGUGUUCUGGCCAGCAGAGAGAUCCUGGAGGACAGUAAUGAGCACACUGAGGAGAACCCCUCUACAACACUCAGAUCUGUUAAACUCAUUCCCACCUCCAAACACACGAACUACAGUGGGGGGGAGGUACCGUACCUGGGGACGUACCUGACCGUCCUGACUAUGUUGGACACAGCUCUACCUGACACACUGGAGGGUGGACUAAUUAACUUUGAAAAACGAAGACGAGAGUUUGAGGUUCUGUCUCAGAUCCGCCAGUUGCAGGUGUCGUGCUCUCUCUACUCUCUCCCAGCUCACCCCUGUGUCUCCUCCUGCCUCAACAGGUGUUCACCCCUGUCUGACCAACAGAGUUAUGAUCUGUCCAGACAGUUGGAGCCUCCGGUGGAUUCGUGUCCUGGUUCACCGAGCUGGAGCCAUCGACUUGUCAACAAGAAACUUGGCUUGUUGUUGAGCAGCAGUGACUACUCGAGGAAGAAAACACACCUGGAUCAGAUGAGUGUUUCCUCAUCAGGCUCCAGUGGCUCUGAGAUGGACGAUUUCUCCUUUCCACUCCGCCCCAAAUCCCAGUCUGGAUCAUGCCUGAACAUCUCAGCGGACUCUGCUGGGUCGUGUCCUGAUUCACACUGCACCUCUCCUGCGUCGUCCUCCUCUCAGUGUGACCUCUCCAGUCUGAGCUCUGAUGCUGCGUCUCCAUCCUUCCCCUCCCCCACCCAGGCUGUGUAUAAUAAACAGAGUGACAGCUGCAUCAUCAGAGUCAGUAUGGAGCUCCACAGUGGAAACAUCUACAAGAGCAUCCUGAUAAGCAGUCAGGAGAAGACGAGUCAGGUGAUACAGAGAGCUCUGGAGAAACACAACGUGGAGAAUAUGAGCUGCAACGACUUCACACUCACACAGAUCCUGCACUGUGAUAAAGAACUGCUGAUUCCAGAUAAAGCGAAUGUGUUCUACGCGAUGUGUCCCUCAGACAGUUACGACUUUGUCCUGCGUCAUCGCUGGAGGAGUCACAGCUUGAACUCUAGUCCCGCUGUCCUCCGCAGAGCUCACAAAUAACCAUGUGACCUGGAGGACUGGGUGUGUGAGUGAGCGCGAGAGAGACUUGUUAAGCUUCAUGUGUUAAGAUUAUAAAUUCACCAAGUUUUAUUGGUCAUGAUGUUGAGUGACAGGUGUGUGUGUGCUGCUGCUGAUUUUAUUCUACUUCUCGUGUGUGUGUGUGUGUGUGUGUGUGUGUGUGUGUUUCAAAGCUAAAGACUUUAUGAAUACAGUAUGUCUUGUGCUGUAUACCUGAUGAUCAGCAGGUGUGUUAACGUGUACAGUACAGGUAUUUAUUUGAUGCAGGUGUGAAUUUUGUGUUAUAAUAAUUAUAUUAAUUAUUUGGAUCUUAAUUUUAGUGUGUUAACUACGUGGAUUUUAUUUAUUUUGAUGUCCGUUACAGCGCCCUGAUCUGCUUUUAUUAUCGCUGUUCAGUUUGUCAGGUUUUACGGGAAUCUGAACUUUUUUCCUUUAAUGUAAAAAUCAUCUGAAGCUGCAGUAACUCGUGUGGAAAAAUUAAUUUAAAAUAAAUUUUUUCUUUUUUUGUGGGGCAGGCAGCAGUGUUGUGUAAAUUUAGAAAGUUUCUCAUUAAUUGUUUAAAGAACACAAAACGCAGCACUGCUGUUCCACACAGAACCGAUUGAUUAAACACUAAUAUUUCAUUAUUCACUGAAAAAUCAGAGAUAAAAUAAAUACCAAACUGCAGUCAUCGGUGUUAAAUUAUUUCCUCAAUAUUUGUUUUUUUCUGAGUGUGUGUGUAGAUCUGAUUCAGUGCAUGUCUAAAACGGUGUAUAGUACAGAUAUUUUAUGUAUAUAUGAUUUAUGUACAGGAAUAAUUAUAAUACAGAGCUAAUCUAAAGGGGGGGGGGGUUACUGUUCUCAAACUGUUUGUCUUGGUACAGUUUUAAUUGAAAUAAUUCUCAUCAAUAAAUGUUUUCCAGUUAAUUACAAA